Papilio xuthus (Asian swallowtail) is the source of this 730-nucleotide messenger RNA. RefSeq names its product putative SERF-like protein. The transcript is spliced from 3 exons. NCBI's taxonomy places the organism in Eukaryota, Metazoa, Arthropoda, Insecta, Lepidoptera, Papilionidae. Gene Ontology annotation, cellular component: cytosol. Bases 88 to 318 code for a protein of 76 amino acids. The record is from RefSeq and is a predicted model, not a curated record.
UAUUUUCUUUUGUUUAUUUGACUAUUAAGUACAAGGAAUAAAAUGUGCUUUCAACAUAGAAUGUUCGAGACGUGCAAAUGAGUAUCUAUGACAAGAAUGACAAGAGUGACGCCUACAUUAUGUGGAAACCAGCGAGAUUUGGCUCGAGCCAAGAAUCAAAAGAAGCAGCAAGAAAUACAAAAGAAAAAAACGGCAAGUGAGAAAACAGGAAUGUCUCUCUCUGAAAGGAAACAUAGAGAUGCUGAAUUGAUGAGAGAGAAACAAAGAAAAAAAGAAGAACAAGAGGGCCAAGGUGCUAGAAAACAAGCAGUACAUUAAGAGUUUGGUCCAAUUUAUGAACAUAUUUUGACUGCUGAAUUAUAUGAACAAUUUUUGGAUACUUGGGUUUGUUUGCCAGAAGUUAAAUUGUUCAAGUGAUAUAGAAGCAAUCAUUUAAGAUAAGUUUCCAUUUAAAAAAAAAAAAACUUGGGUUCUACUGUAACAACUUUAAUAAAUAAUCCAAUCAAUUAAUCUGUUUUCUUUGUUAGAAUAUGCAAAAGUAACUUAUUUAAGAAGUUGUAAUAACAGUCACAUAAAGAAGAAAUAUGAUCUGAUUUAUUAUGAGGGGUGAUAUGAAAUGUAAUUAAAAGUUACAUUAACAUAGCAUUUACGAGUCUUCAUUUGACUGAAUAGAUUUAUAUGUAUACUAUUCCAACUAUCCAUUUUUAUAUAAUAAAGACUUGAAAAUAUC